UUACAGCAAAUCCAUCAAAACACUCGAUCACACCGAACCAAUAGACUGACCAAAUACAUUUCAUUAUUCAUCAUCGUCCGUCUGUACACCAGAAGAAAAACUAAUAUGAUGUUAAAAGCAAUAUUUAUGUGCGUUCUCGUUCACGUGUUGGUCGCUUCGUGUACACAAAUGCUGUCAAAAAACGUGACGUCAGUCGUUAAGUCUUCCGAUUCAGAGAAUCACAGACUCAGUGAAUUGCCCACUAAUUAUACAACCAUGGCAAUAGAAGAUAUGAUUAAUUAUUCUUCUAAAGCUUUAAUGGCUAUCAACAAACUGCAGGCCAAUCAAAAAUCAUUUAACAUGGCGAUUUUAAAAGGAAUGUGCAACUCAGGGCAAACAAUGUAUUCAAGAAUACUGAACAAAUCCUUAAAGUCACUGUUGGAAGUUAUGAUUUCUGAUCAACAGACAUCUUUAGCACACAUACACAUUCCUGAAUUGCCAGUCUUCAAUCAGUCAGAAACGAACGGAAUGAGCAUUUCAGAAUUUAAAAUAAAAAAUAUCUUAUUGGAAGGUUUGGAAAAUGUAAUGAUACAAAAAUGUGAUCUUGAUGUGUGCACCAUGUCAACUCAAUUUAAAGCCACCAUACCAGCAUUGGCAAUUAAAACCGACUAUACAUUGAAGGGGAUUGUCGACAACUCUCCCGUUAUUGGUACCGGUAACAUGACUAUUGCUGUUAAUACGCUGUAUAUUAAUGUUGAGACGUUUUUGGACUGUAACAUGGUUAUCUUUUCGGAAGAAGAUUGUCGGCUCAGCAACAGAAACAAAACAUUGGACAUAUCCUUGGAAAGCGUUUUGGUGAGCAUGACCGGUAUCCACUACAAGAAUUUAACCAAAUCAAAAAUCGACAAAGGAAUCAAUGCCUUUAUUGAUGCCUACAUCAAAUCCGAUCAAAGCGGAUUAGUUGAGAAAAUCACAGGACUGCUGGUUUCUUAUAAAAAUGAGGUGAUGAAACGCAUGAGUCCCUCAAAGCUCCUAAACAAUUUAAAGGAUCAAUUGAUGGCAAUCACGGUCGAUUUGAAAAAAAAGAGGCGAUCUUUUAAUGGACAUCAAAUUAUCCACAAUUAUGUUUCAAUUUAUGUGUAAAAAAAAUAUUUCACUUUAAAUGGAUUUAAAGAACUAACGUAAAUAACGUAAAUAACUAUUGACCAUACAUCUAAUAUCAUAAAUUCAUUAUACUAUUGCUAUAUUUGAAAAAUGUUGUGUGAUAUAACUAUGUAAUAACGCAAAGAAAUAAACUAAUAAUUAACAUUAAUUGAUUUACUUAAUAUAUUAUAUUCUAUACGAAGACGACA
Molecule: messenger RNA, 1331 nt
Organism: Rhopalosiphum padi (bird cherry-oat aphid)
Lineage: Eukaryota; Metazoa; Arthropoda; Insecta; Hemiptera; Aphididae
Exons: 6
Coding region: 106-1122 (338 amino acids)
Source: RefSeq, a predicted model, not a curated record